Molecule: messenger RNA, 4715 nt
Organism: Tigriopus californicus
Lineage: Eukaryota; Metazoa; Arthropoda; Copepoda; Harpacticoida; Harpacticidae
Gene: DNApol-alpha180
Product: DNA polymerase alpha catalytic subunit-like
Exons: 7
Coding region: 157-4656 (1499 amino acids)
Biological process (GO): mitotic DNA replication initiation; lagging strand elongation; DNA replication
Cellular component (GO): alpha DNA polymerase:primase complex
Molecular function (GO): pyrimidine nucleotide binding; DNA replication origin binding; purine nucleotide binding
Source: RefSeq, a predicted model, not a curated record
GGGAUCCUUCAUCCCUUCAUCCUCCUCCUCCUCCUCCUCCUCCUCAUCGUCAUCGUCAUCGUCAUCAUCACAAAGUGGCCAUCCGCUGAGAGUGGCCGGACUCAUUGACCCACAACCCAUUAUUCUAUCUAUUCCGCCGGUCCAAGUGUCACCGUCAUGAGCGCGGAUGAGGCGCCCACGGCCGCCAGGUCGACCACGGGCAGUUUAGCCGCCAGCCGGAGCCGGCGCGGGCCCUCUCAGCAAGUGAGUGCCCGGCACAAAGCUCUGGCCCAAUUGAAGCGGGCUCAAGCCGGCGACUAUCACUACGAAGUGCCCGAGGAGCUGACCGACCACGUCUACGACUACGUGAGUGAGGCCGAGUACGGCCAACGCGUCCAGGCCCGUCAGGCCGAGGCCUUCAUCGUGGACGAUGAGGACACGGGGCUCUAUGUGGAGGACGGUCGAGAGAUCUUUGACGAAGAACACAGUGAGGACGAGGCGGAUCAGGCUCCCGGCCGUCGGAGGGGGACCUGGUUGAGCACCCCGGGCGCCAAACAGAAGAAGAAGGCCGCCGCGUCCGGCUCGGGACCGGACCGUGGGGCCACCCGCGGGCACAUCAAGAAUAUGCUGUUGGCCAUGCCCGGCAAAAAGUCCACGCCCCUCGAUUCCCAAAAGUCCGUGGCUGAGGAUGAGCUCUUGGCCUCGCUUUUGGAUCAAGUCAAACCCAAGUCGGGUGGAUCGAGUGGUGGGAUGAAGAAGAAGAAGCCCUGGGGCCACCCUAAAGUCACCUCGAACAAAGAAAGCGUGGGAACGGCCGCUCUUUCAUCGCCCAUCAAUCCCUUUGCCCGCCCACGUUCCACCGGGAUCCGCAAGCCCAAAACACCGCUCGCCACUCGAAAUCCCGAGUGCCAUGAAGAUUUGAGUGCGCUCGACACUUUGGCCCGAGAUUCCGACACCACCGCUAGCCAGUUCAUUGAGGAUGACUUCCCCGAUGACGAUGGUAAUGACCACCACCUGCCCAACCACCCAGAUGAAGAAGACCUAGCCAAUUUAUUGGAGGAAGAUGGCGAUGAAUUUCAAGCCGAACCCAUGGAUGAGAGUGUCACGGACCUUACUCCGGACACGAAUCGCGGCUUCCAGGAGACGGCCAAGACCAAAUCCAAGGCGGAUUUAUCCAACUGGACCAUGCCCGAAGAUCAGUUCAGAGGCCACCAACAGACCCAAUCGGCUCCGGAAUGGAAAUUGGAAUCCGGUGACUUGCCCUUGGUGUCCAACAAGCAUGGCGAGAAAGUGCUCCGUAUGUACUGGUUGGACGCGUUCGAGGAUCCUUUCAAGCAGCCCGGCAAGAUUUGGCUUUUCGGUAAGGUGUUCAUCCAACGAGCCGGAACCCACGUGUCCUGUUGUCUUCAAGUGAACAGGAUCAUGCGGAGGAUUUUCUUGCUCAAGCGAGCCUCCAAAUACGACAUGAAGGCCAAGUGCGACACGGGCAUCGAGGUGGCGAUCGGGGAUGUGUACAACGAAUUCGAUCAGAAGGUUGCGGCCCGCUACAAGAUCGCCGAGCAUCGCUCCAAGAUGAGCGAGAUGAACUACGCUUUCGAAUUGGCCGACGUCCCAGAUCGGGGUGAGUAUCUCGAGGUUCAAUACGACCCUCAAUACCCGGCCUUGCCUUCCAACUUGCAAGGCGAGACGUUUUCGCGGAUUUUUGGAGCUAAUCAAAGCAGUUUGGAGCAUUUCCUCAUCUCGAGGAAGUUCAAGGGUCCCUCUUGGAUCGAGAUCAAGAUGCCACAGGCCACGAAAGCCCCGAUGUCUUGGUGUAAAGUGGAGGCGCUCUGCGAGAAUUCGGACCACGUGUCUGUUCUCUACGACAAACCACCUCCUAUGCCACCGCUUACUGUUCUUAGUUUGAACAUGAAGACCACGAUCAAUGCCAAAACCAAGCUCAAUGAGAUUGCCCUCGUGUCAGGUCUAGUGCAUGACGAGGUGUACUUGGAUCGACCCGCCCCCAAAGAACCUUUCAAGUACCAUUUUUGCGCUUUGACCCGCCCCUCGGACCAAAUUUGGCCGUUUGAUUUCCAACGCGCCCAAGGGCAAGCGAACGCCAUCAAAUUGGAAAAAAUGGAUUCGGAACGAGCUCUUCUGGCAUUCCUCUUGGCCAAGAUGGUCAAAAUCGAUCCGGACAUCAUCCUGGGGCAUGAUAUCACGGGGUUUGAUUUGGACGUGCUCCUUCAUCGAACCGUGAUCAAUAAGGUGCCCAAUUGGUCGCGCUUGGGCCGACUCAAGCGAAUCCAAGCACCCAUGUUCAAGGGGAAGCUGGCUGAAAGAAUGGCCGUCACCGGAAGAUUGGUUUGCGAUCUCAAAAUCUCGGCCAAGGAACUGAUUCGCUCCAAAAGUUACGAGCUGGGGGUUCUCGUGGACAAGUUGCUGGGUAAGGACGUUGAGGAUCGCAUCGAGGUCACUUGUGAGGAUAUGGCCAAGGCCUACGAAAACUCUAAGGCCUUGCUCCAUGCGGCCCAACUUAGCUCCGAAGACGCUCUCGAUACACUGAAGUGCGUGUACGAGUUGAAUGCUCUUCCCUUGGCUCUUCAAAUCACUCAAGUGGCAGGAAAUGUCAUGUCCCGGACAUUGUUGGGAGGUCGGGCUGAACGGAACGAAUAUCUCUUGCUUCACGCCUUCAGCGAUCGGGGAUUCAUCUUUCCGGAUAAGACCUAUGGCAAAAAGAAGAUCGGCAAAGACGAUGACCAAGACGAAGGGGAGACUCUUGGCAGCGGCGAGAUUGGAAAGCCUGGACGUAAAAAGCCCUCUUACACGGGCGGUCUCGUCCUGGAGCCCAAAAAAGGCUUUUACGAUCAUUUCAUUCUCCUGAUGGACUUCAAUUCCUUGUACCCCUCCAUCAUUCAGGAAUAUAACAUCUGCUUCACCACCGUGAAUCGGAGACAAGUCAAGGCGGAAUUAAACGAGGAUGGCGAGAGCAAACACCAGGUGGAGGAAUUCGUGCCCGAUCUGCCCCCAAGCACAUCCACCCCGGGCGUCCUACCCACGGAGAUCAAGAAACUGGUGGAUUCUCGACGCUCCGUGAAGCAACUUCUCAAGAAUCCGGAGCUCUCCCCCGAGCAAAGGAUGCAAUACGAUAUCCGACAAAUGGCCCUGAAACUGACGGCCAAUUCCAUGUACGGGUGCCUGGGCUUCUCGCAUUCACGGUUCUACGCCAAACCGCUGGCCGCACUCGUCACCUCUCGCGGUCGAGAGAUAUUGAUGCAGACGAAACAUUUAGUGGAGCGCAUGAAUCUGGAGGUCAUCUAUGGAGACACGGACUCCAUUAUGAUCAAUACCAACUCCAUCGAUUACGACGAGGUAUUCAAACUGGGCUUCAAGAUCAAACAGGAAGUGAACAAGAUGUACAAGCUCCUGGAACUCGACGUGGAUGGAGUCUAUCGGUACAUGUUGCUGCUCAAGAAGAAGAAAUAUGCCGCCGUCACAAUGGAACGCAAACCUGAUGGACAUCUCGUGACUAACACCGAGCUCAAAGGAUUGGACAUCGUUCGUCGUGAUUGGUCCAAAUUGGCGGCGGAUGCGGGUAAGGUCAUCUUGGACCGAAUCUUAAGCGAUGUGUCUGCCGACGACCGUGUAGCCUACAUUCACGAGAAGCUCGAGAUUUUGGCCAACGAUCUGCGCGAAGGUCGAAUUCCUCUCUCAUCUUUGGCCAUCACGAAGCAGCUCACCAAAAACCCCAACGAAUAUGCCGAGAAAAAGGCUCAACCUCAUGUCCAAGUCGCCAUUCGACUCAACAGUAAAGGUGGGAAGAAAUUGAAAGCGGGCGACACUGUUGAAUACGUCAUUUGCGAUGACGGUUCUAACCUUCCGGCCACCCAAAGAGCUUACCACGUGGAGGAGGUCAAGGACAGGCCUGAUCUGAAAGUGGAUAUCAAUUACUAUCUGGCCCAACAACUCCAUCCAGUGGUGUGUCGGCUGUGUGACCCUCUGGAUGGCACCGAUGCCUCGCGAAUUGCUCAAAGUUUGGGACUGAACCCGGAUGAAUAUCGCCGAUCAAACGUGCGAGACAGAACCGAGGACACCAACGUGGAACUCAACCAAGACAAAUAUAGGCAGUGUCAGAAGCUAGAGAUUGCGUGUCCUCAUUGCCACGAGAAGGUGGUGGUAGAUGGUCCAGAUCGGUUAUCGGACCGGAUCUGGAUCCCGUUUCUGCUGGAAUGCCCCAUGCCCAAGUGCCGCCAACCGUUGUUCAACCAGAUUGGGAAGAUACAGAACAAGAUCACGUUGAUGGCACGACAGCAUAUCAAUAAGUUCACAUUGGGCACGAUCACGUGUGAAGAUCCGGCUUGCAGUGGGCGCAGUCGACAAUUGCCACUGAGGUUCCACAAUGCGUACCCGCUCUGUCCCACCUGCGACAAAGGUGGGAACAUGUACAAAGAAUACACGGACAAGGAGCUGUACGUACAAUUCGAGUACCUGCUCAGCUUGUUCGACCUGAGUCACAGCAAGGUCGAUAUGAAGGCCGCACCGACCAUGAGCAAAUGCUUCGAGAGCUAUUUCAUUCUGAAGAACCACGUCGAGCGAAUCAUUCAGAGCAAUCAAUACUCUUUGGUGAAUCUGAAGCAGAUCUAUCAGGCCUUCCAUUCGUUGAAGGUGGCCAAACUUAGGAACGCCAAGAGAGUAUGAGUCCAUUAUUUUAACAUACUAGAGCAAUGACGAUAUUGAAAUACAAUCCACGAUCUGUC